Molecule: messenger RNA, 842 nt
Organism: Peromyscus californicus insignis
Lineage: Eukaryota; Metazoa; Chordata; Mammalia; Rodentia; Cricetidae
Product: killer cell lectin-like receptor subfamily B member 1A
Exons: 6
Coding region: 1-654 (217 amino acids)
Source: RefSeq, a predicted model, not a curated record
AUGGACACAUCAAGGGUCUACCUCAAUUUAAAGGCAUCCAGGAAUCCAGGGUUUCAGCGUGCAUCACCGCCAUCUCUUCCCCCAGAUGCCUGUCGGUGCCCACGCUCCCAUAGGUUGGCUCUGAAACUCACUUGUGCUGGGCUCAUCCUUCUUGUCUUGACCCUGAUUGGGCUCAGUGUUUUAGUGCGAGUGUUGAUACAAAAACCAUCAAUAGAAAAAUGCAGAGUGUGUAUUCAAGAGAACAUAGCUAAACCAACAGACGGUCCAGCUAUCUUAAAGUGUCCAAAAGACUGGCUGCCACACCGAGAUAAAUGCAUAUAUUUUUCUCAAGAUACCAACAUUUGGAUGGAAGGUCUAGUUGACUGUGCUUCAAAUGGAGCCACUUUGCUGCUCAUUCAAGACCAAGAAGAACUGAGAUUCAUAAAGGACUCAGCAAAGGGAAAAGUCGAUUCACUUUGGAUUGGACUAAAUUACACAUUGACAGACAAGAAAUGGAGGUGGAUAAACGGCUCUACUUUACGUUCUGAUGUAUUGCAAGUCAUUGGUGAAGCUACAAAAGACAGCUGUGCCUCCCUCGCAAAGGACACUGUGGUUUCUGAAAGCUGUGUUUCAGACAACAAGUGGAUCUGCCAAAAGGAACUAAAACGUGUCUGAAACCACGUGUGAUGACCCCUGACUGUGAAUCCCAUCUCCAUGACUUUACCAUCCACACCGGAUCCCUGCACCCAAUCUGUCUAGGCUGCUGACAUCCGUGCCCCCCUGCUGUGGAUGGUCUGUAUGUCAAAUGUUUUGCUGAUUGGUCAAUAAAUAAAUCACUGAUUGGCCCAUGGCCAGGCAGGAAG